GUUACCAUUAACAUCUUGUAAAACUAAUAAUUUUUUUACUGCUGAGUGAAAACCUAGGGAAUUCGUUCGUCGUGAAUAAUUUCUGGAUGUUGAUGUUGUAAUUUUUUUAUCAUUUCAUGUUCGAUAGUUUUGAUCCAAGUGUUUUCGAUUGUUUCUAAAUCUUUAAAUUCGCCUGGUUCAUAUUCUAUUUGAAGUUAGUAAUUUUUGUCAAACUUUUUCUAUAAUUUUUGUGUGAUUUAGAAUAAACUGAAUCUGCUUAUUCAGAUCUUAGGAAAAUGAUCUUAACCUGCAAGUUCCAGGUGUAUAACUCAUGUAUAAAUAUUGAGCUGAACACGGUAUCGUUCUAUUCUUAAUAUUCCGCACAUUUUGAACAAUUUCUACAAAAUCACAAUUAUUUGUUCGGCUAUCUUAUCUAAAAUUAUAAACCCGAUUUACAUAACUCUUAUUUAAAAAAUUCAAACACAGCCGUAAAAUUUUUAUUUACGUUAACAAUUAGCAACUCUUCCUUUCCUUUCACUUCACUUUCUUUUAUAAAUCAUUCAGUUAUAGAAAAAAAGUUUAUCGGCUUAUUAUUAACGAAUUCCGAACGCGAUUUAUAAAAACAAUGAGUUUUCAUUCAGUUAACAAUUAAGCAAAAACGAAUUCGCUCGAAAUCGUUUAUAACAAUAAACUCGUUCGGUGAACUUGCUGCUGGCUCGACAAUAACAAACGGUUUCUCCCCGUAAAGAGACCGAACGACGCCACACGUAGUGAAAGUACGAUGAUAAGCGCGCGGAGAAAGGCCAAGGGAAAAUUUCUUCAACAGUCGUCGUCAAAAAUCGGAAUAAUUCAAUAGCGGUUUAUUCUCGAAGAAGAAAACCUUUAAGUAAUCUGCACGAACAAGUACAGUUAUAAUUUGAUACAAGAAAUGAGUAAGAUGUUAAUUACUAUAUUAGAUAAAUUCGUGUAUAUUUUGGUUUGUACCGCGAUUACAACUCAAGCGUUACAAAUGGUUGGGCUUAUUGAAGGACCAAAAGCUCUCGGUGAAAUUAAUUAUGAAAUAAAUAAUGGCAAUUAUGAAUUUGGAUUAAGAAUGGGCGAUGAAGAAAAUCGAGGAAAACGACAUACAGAGUCAAAUACGGCGAUUAUGAAUAACAUUUUGAAUCUUCCAAUGGAUACCCUUCAAGCUUUCGAGAAUUUCUUAAAAAACGCUAAACCAGCUUUGGAUAAAUUGCACGAAAUUGCUGAGAAACGAAUGAAACAAGCUACCAAAGUGCAAAUUAACGACCAAAUUCAUCAACAACAAAGACUUAUUAGGCGAUAUAAAUGAAGCUUUAGAUAAUGUUUUUAAAUUAGAUUUAAAUUAUUGUUUUUAUUUGUUGUAGCGUUACAUGAUGUACCUUGCCAAAUAUUGUUAUUCGUAUAAGUAAGUUUUUAUAAAAUUACUUGGUAAUAAAAUUUUCUUAUAUUA
Messenger RNA from Onthophagus taurus, 1450 nucleotides. RefSeq lists its product as uncharacterized. NCBI's taxonomy places the organism in Eukaryota, Metazoa, Arthropoda, Insecta, Coleoptera, Scarabaeidae. The record is from RefSeq and is a predicted model, not a curated record.